AUGUUAUAUUUGUACAAUUUAACUGUACACGAUUCAGCAGUCUAUCAAUGUCUUAUUCAAAACAAACACGGUACAAAUAUCAUGAAUGCUUAUAUACAUGUAUGGAAUCAACCGCCAGCAUUUAUUCAUGUGAUCAGUGGAAUACAAUUUGUUAUUGAAGGUCAUGACAUUGUUGUACCAUGUGAAACAUUUGGUGCACCGGAAGCUGAAAUCACUUGGUUUAUUAAUGGGAAACAAUUAGAUACGCUUGGUGUUAAUAUGAAAGGAGGUGAUUAUAUGAUAGAAACGAAUGGAAAUUUACAUAUUUUU
Messenger RNA from Schistosoma turkestanicum, 309 nucleotides. NCBI's taxonomy places the organism in Eukaryota, Metazoa, Platyhelminthes, Trematoda, Strigeidida, Schistosomatidae. The record is from the annotation of a GenBank genome assembly.